Molecule: messenger RNA, 315 nt
Organism: Staurois parvus
Lineage: Eukaryota; Metazoa; Chordata; Amphibia; Anura; Ranidae
Source: the annotation of a GenBank genome assembly
AUCAAAUUUUUCCUGAAAUUCGAAACGAAUUCCACUUCGCCUGCAAAAAGUGUAUCUGCAGAGAGCUCCGCUAUUUCUGACAGUUCUCUGACAGUUCCUUCACAUUUACAGCGGUUGAAACAUUGUAUCUGUUUCCGAAUAAAAACAUCUGUAUCCUAAAUGGAAACAAAUAGAUACAAUGUUUCAACCGCUGUACAUGUGAAGGAACUGUCAGAGAACUGUCAGAAAUAGCGGAGCUCUCUGCAGUGACACUUUUUGCCGGCUGAUCGGGGAAAAUUCGAUUCGUGCAUCCGAAGUUUGCUAAAAUUCGGAUUC